UAGCCUGUGUAUUGACAACAUCAACAUGUUUGCUGUCAACCGUUAAAUCCGUAGAACCCAUUGCAACUGGCGGCCCUGCCUAUAUUGUGGCAGGCAAAGACGCCCUGCUAACCUGUGUCGUCUCAGCGAAUCGUCUUAAUAAUACUGUGAUAUGGAAGAAAGGUGAUGAAAUUCUAACCGCGGGCAGCGUCCGGGUGACAAGUGAUCCGCGUGUUAGUGUAUUACACGAUGAAGGUGAGUUUAGCAAAGUGGAAUCCGGUGGUGAGGUGUGGGUCCUACUCAUUAAACGCCUAAAACCAUCCGAUAAGGGAAGCUAUAUCUGUGAAUUAAAUUCAGAUCCAGUUUCGACAUUGGAUUUCAAUUUGUUUAAGUGUCUGCAUUUUAUGUCGGAAUUUAGCAGUUGCCUAUUUCAAGGUUAUGGUGUAUUGGCUGAUCCACCCACCAAAUUACGUACGGUUGCCAAAAAGUAUACUUUCCUCAUUCUGGAUUGGAAUAAACCAAAAAGACUAGCCGAUACCAUAACAACAUUCCAUGUCAAAUUUAGACGUUUGGGAGUUGGUGAUGAUUAUAGCACAGUUGUAAAGAAAAAUCCACCACUAAUAUUGGAUGGCUUGGAACCCGAAGUCUACUAUGAAUUCUAUGUGGUAUCCAUAAAUGCAUAUGGCAAAAUUGAACCUUCACCACGUUUAAUCACACGCACCAAACCCGUAGAAGUGGAGGACGCCGAGGAGCCCAACUAUGAUAUGUCUAAAUGCUGUCAUGGAUCGGGGCUAUUGCCACAAUGUGUACCGUUGUGCACAUUGGCACAAAUGUCCAAAUGUUCCGCCGGAGGUCGUGAUCACACACCAUGCUGUGUACGCCGUGGUGUACCCUCAACAUGUAUGUCACUGUGCCGUGGCGUUUUACCUGUAGCCCACACCUCUUCAUUGGCAACAACGGGCAGAGUCAAUUCUAAUGCCACCACAGAUUGUCUAUCCUAUGCGGGUAAUAUCCAGCAAUGUCUGGAGGAGGAUGUCGAGGGUAACAACAAUUCCACAGAAGUCGCUACAACAACGGCAGAUGCCUCAAACAUCAAUGGCAAAGCAACAAAUGAUGCAUCCAACGGCAAUGCAAUAGAAUUUGACAUCGCUGAUGAGGCGGCUGCUGCUGCAAAUGAUGAUAUUGACUUCAUUGUUCAAUAUG
Molecule: messenger RNA, 1182 nt
Organism: Musca vetustissima
Lineage: Eukaryota; Metazoa; Arthropoda; Insecta; Diptera; Muscidae
Product: Ig-like and fibronectin type-III domain-containing protein 2
Exons: 8
Biological process (GO): synapse organization
Cellular component (GO): neuron projection membrane
Molecular function (GO): protein binding
Source: RefSeq, a predicted model, not a curated record